AUGUCUGGCGGCGCCGCCGACCAGCAGAGCAGCGCGCCGGGCUCUCUCUUCCUCUCGCCGCCGGCGCCUGCCCCCAAGAAUGGCUCCAGCUCGGACUCCUCGGUGGGGGAGAAACUGGGCGCCGCGGCGGCCGACGCCGCAGCCGGACGGACGGAGGAGUACCGGCGUCGCCGCCAUACCAUGGACAAGGACAGCCGGGGGGCGGCCGCGACCACCACCACGGAGCACCGUUUCUUCCGCCGCAGCGUCAUCUGCGACUCCAACGCUACGGCGCUGGAGCUGCCCGGCCUCCCUCUGCCGCUGCCCCAGCCCGGCGCGGCUGCCGUGGUCCCGCAGCGGAGCCCCCCGGAGCCCCCGCGCGAGGAGACCCUGACCCCCGCUGCCGCCGCCCAGGUGGCCCAGCAGCCGCCCGCCGCCGCCGCCGCCGCCCGCGAAGAGCCGGUCGCCGCGGGGCCGGCCACCUCUUCGGCCCCGGGUAGCGCGGGCGCAGACCGCCAGGCUGUCCAGCCCGGCCCCGUGGGGAGCCGAGAGGAGCCUCCGUCGUCUAGAAGUGGCAGCGGCGGCGGCAGCGCCAAGGAGCCCCAGGAGGAACGGAGCCAGCAGCAGGAUGACAUCGAGGAGCUGGAGACCAAGGCCGUGGGCAUGUCCAACGACGGCCGCUUUCUCAAGUUUGACAUCGAGAUCGGCAGGGGCUCCUUUAAGACGGUCUACAAGGGUCUGGACACCGAGACGACCGUGGAGGUCGCCUGGUGUGAGCUGCAGGAUCGGAAGUUAACCAAGUCUGAGAGGCAGCGAUUUAAAGAAGAGGCUGAAAUGUUAAAGGGUCUUCAGCAUCCCAAUAUUGUUCGAUUCUAUGAUUCCUGGGAAUCCACAGUAAAGGGAAAGAAGUGCAUUGUGUUGGUGACUGAACUGAUGACAUCUGGAACUCUUAAAACGUACCUGAAAAGGUUUAAGGUGAUGAAGAUCAAAGUUUUGAGAAGCUGGUGCCGUCAGAUUCUUAAAGGACUUCAGUUUCUUCAUACUCGAACUCCACCUAUUAUUCACCGGGAUCUUAAGUGUGACAACAUCUUUAUCACUGGCCCCACGGGCUCAGUCAAGAUUGGAGACCUAGGUCUGGCCACCCUGAAGCGGGCUUCUUUUGCCAAGAGUGUGAUAGGUACCCCAGAGUUCAUGGCCCCUGAGAUGUAUGAAGAGAAGUAUGAUGAAUCCGUUGAUGUUUAUGCUUUUGGAAUGUGCAUGCUCGAGAUGGCCACGUCUGAAUACCCGUACUCAGAGUGCCAGAACGCUGCACAGAUCUACCGUCGAGUGACUAGCGGAGUGAAGCCAGCCAGUUUUGACAAAGUAGCAAUUCCUGAAGUGAAGGAAAUUAUUGAAGGAUGCAUACGGCAAAACAAAGAUGAAAGAUACUCUAUCAAAGACCUUUUGAACCAUGCCUUCUUCCAGGAGGAAACAGGGGUACGGGUAGAAUUAGCAGAAGAAGAUGAUGGAGAAAAGAUAGCCAUUAAAUUAUGGCUACGUAUUGAAGAUAUUAAGAAACUAAAGGGGAAAUACAAAGACAAUGAAGCUAUCGAGUUUUCCUUUGACUUGGAGAAAGAUGUGCCAGAAGAUGUUGCUCAAGAAAUGGUAGAUUCUGGGUAUGUCUGUGAAGGUGACCACAAGACCAUGGCAAAAGCCAUCAAAGAUAGAGUAUCGUUAAUUAAGAGAAAACGAGAACAGCGUCAAUUAGUGCGGGAGGAGCAAGAAAAAAGAAAGCAGGAGGAGAGCAGCCUCAAGCAGCAGGCGGAGCAGCAGCCCAGCACCUCCCAGGCCGGAGUGCAGCAGCCGCCUGCCACCAGCACUGGCGGACCCGCUGCCUCUGCUGCGUCUGCGUCCGUCUCCACGCAGGUAGAGCCGGAAGAGCCUGAGGCCGACCAGCACCAGCAGCUGCAGUACCAGCAGCCUGGUGUGUCUGUGAUAUCUGACGGGACAGUUGACAGUGGUCAAGGGUCUUCUGUCUUCACGGAAUCUCGAGUGAGCAGCCAACAGACAGUUUCGUACGGGUCCCAGCAUGAGCAGGCACCUUCCACUGGCGCCCUCCCAGGGCACACAGCAUCUGUUGUCCAAGCGCAGGCUCAGCCCCAUGCAGUAUAUCCACCCUCAAGUUUGCCUCAGUCCAUGGCGCAUCCGCGUGGGGGGACCCCAACAUACCCAGAAUCACAGAUAUUUUUCCCAACUAUUCAUGAACGUCCAGUUUCUUUUUCACCACCUCCCACCUGUCCACCGAAGGUGGCCAUUGCCCAGCGGCGUAAGAGCACCUCCUUCUUGGAAGCCCAAACUCACCAGUUCCAACCCCUGCUGAGGACUGUCGGCCAGAGUCUUCUUCCACCUGGUGGCAGCCCACCUAACUGGACUCCAGAGACUGUAGUCGUGUGGGGCCCUGCAGCCAGCAGAGUCGCUGGAGAGCUGUGUGAGGUGCAGGCCCAUCCUGUGUUUGAGCCAGCUCCAGUUUACAGUGACUACAGAGCUGGACUGGUGCUUCCAGAAGAAGCUCACUACUUCCUCCCUCCAGAAGCAGUGUAUCUAGCCGGGGUACAUUACCAGGCCCAGGUGGCAGAACAGUUUGAGGGUAUUCCAUACAGCUCUCCAGUCCUGUCAAGUCCUAUGAAGCAGACACCUGAGCAGAAGCCAGUGCGCGGGGGCCCCACCUCCAGUUCUGUCUUUGAAUUUCCAUCGGGACAGGCUCUUCUGGUAGGACACCUCCAGAAUGUAAGAUUAGAUUCGGGACUGAGCCCAGGCUCUCCCCUGUCUAGCGUUUCUGCACCUGUCAGUACAGAUGCCACACACUUGAAGUUUCACCCUGUCUUUGUUCCUCAUUCUGCACCUGCUGUGUUAACUCAUAACAACGAAAGCAGAAGCAGUUGUGUGUUUGAGUUUCACAUUCAUACUCCAAGCUCCUCUUCAGGAGAAGGAGAGGGAGGAGUUUUACCUCAGCGCAUUUACCGAAAUCGGCAGGUUGCUGUGGACUCGAACCAGGAAGAACCACCUCCUCAACCUGCAGGAUUACACAGCCGCCUGCAGCCUGUGACUGAAGAGCAGCAGACGCCCCAGGCCCCAGAGUUGACCAUCUCUGUGGUGGAGCCCACCGGACAGACCUGGCCCAUAGGAAGCCCAGAGUACUCCAGUGAUUCCUCCCAGGUCACUUCUUCAGACCCCAGUGAAUUUCAGUCACCUCCCCCUACAGGGGGAGCAGCUGCUCCUUUUGGCUCUGACGUCUCAUUACCCUUUAUCCGCCUGCCUCAGACAGUGUUGCAAGAAUCCCCACUCUUCUUCUGUUUCCCCCAAGGAGCCACCUCUCCGCAGGUUUUAUCCGCCUCAUUUUCUUCAGGAGGAUCUGCACUCCAUCCACAGGCACAGGGGCAGAGCCAGGGUCAGCCAUCUUCAAGUAGUUUAACAGGGGUUCCAUCCUCCCAACCCAUGCAGCAUUCUCAGCAGCAGCAAGGAGUGCAGCCAACAGCCCCCUCUCAGCAGGCGGCGCAGUAUCCGCUCCCUCAGGCAUCGGCCCCCAGCGAGGCCUCAAUUGCUCAGCCCGUGAGUCAGCCUCCACCUCCACAGGCCUUGCCACACGUGUCCGCGGGAAAACAGCUUCCAGUUUCCCAGCCAGUACCAACUCUCCAAGGCGAACCUCAGAUCCCAGUUGCAACACAGCCCUCAGUCGUUCCCGUCCAUGCUGGUGCUCACUUCCUUCCUGUGGGACAGCCGCUCCCGCCCUCUUUACUGCCCCAGUACCCCAUCUCUCAGCUGCCGCCCGUCUCUCAGCUCCCCUCUGCUCCUCCUCAUGUGUCUGUGGCUCAGCCAGGCUUCCCACCCCUGCCCGUCACGAUGGCAGCUGGCAUUAGUCAGCCUCUGCUCACCUUGGCUUCAUCUGCUGCGGCGGCGGCUGUCCCAGGGGCACCCGCUGUGGUCCCUAGUCAGCUUCCUGCCCUGCUGCAGCCUGUGACCCAGCUGCCGAGUCAGGCUCACCCUCAGCUCCUGCAGCCAGCAGUUCAGUCCAUGGGGAUCCCCGCCAGCCUUGGACAGACUGCCGAGGUGCCACUUCCCCCUGGAGAUAUUCUCUACCAGGGCUUCCCACCUCGACUGCCAUCACAGUACCCAGGAGACUCAAACAUUGCUCCCUCCUCCAGCGCAGCUUCUGUGUGCCUGCCUUCUGCAGUCCUGUCCCCUCCCAUGCCAACAGAAGCGCUGGCUGCCCCUGGUUACUUUCCUGCAAUGGUGCAGCCCUAUGUGGAAUCCAGUCUCUUGGUUCCUGUGGGCAGUGUAGGAGGACAGGUCCAGGUGUCCCAGCCGGCAGUGAGCUUAGCACAAGCCCCCACCACAUCCUCCCAGCAAGCAGCUCUGGAGAGCGCUCAGGUCGUCUCUCAGGUGGCUCCUUCAGAGCCAGCUCCCGGGGCUCAGCCACAGCCUGCCCAGCCAGCCACGGUGGUCUCUUCUGUAGACAGCGCACACUCAGAUGUGGCUUCAGGCAUGAGUGAUGGCAACGAGAACGUCCCCUCUUCCAGCGGGAGGCAUGAGGGCAGGACGACGAAGCGGCUGCAUCGGAAGUCUAUAAGGAGCCGCUCUCGUCAUGAGAAGCCUUCCCGCCCCAAACUGAGAAUUCUCAAUGUUUCAAAUAAAGGAGAUCGGGUGGUAGAAUGUCAGUUAGAGACUCACAAUCGGAAGAUGGUUACAUUCAAAUUCGAUUUAGAUGGUGACAACCCUGAGGAGAUAGCCACAAUUAUGGUGAACAAUGACUUUAUUCUGGCACUGGAGAGAGAUGCGUUUGUGGAGCAAGUGCGGGAGAUCAUUGAGAAAGCCGACGAGAUGCUCAGUGAGGAUGUCAGCGUGGAGCCAGAGGGUGACCAGAGCUUGGAGAGUCUCCAUGGCAAGGAUGACUAUGGCUUCUCAGGCGCCCAAAAAUUGGAAGGAGAGUUCAAACAACCGAUUCCUGCAUCUUCCAUGCCACAACAGAUAGGCGUUCCUGCCAGUUCUUUAACUCAAGUUGUUCAUUCUGCUGGAAGACGGUUUAUAGUAAGUCCUGUGCCAGAAAGUCGAUUACGAGAAUCAAAACUUUUCACUGAAAUUUCAGAUACGGUUGCUGCUUCCACAUCUGCGGGCCCUGGAAUGAACUUGUCUCACUCUGCCUCGUCCCUUAGUCUACAGCAGGCCUUUUCUGAACUUAGACACGCUCGGAUGGCAGAAGGGCCGAGCACGGCUCCUCCCCACUUUGGUCAGACAGGCCCUGUGUUUCCAGCAGUGCCUCCCCCACUGAGCAGCGCCCCUGGAGCCCCGGCCGCAGCAGCUGCAGCCUCAGUGUCAGCCUCUGCCCCGAGUCACCCUCUUAGUGACGUGGCCACAUCGGUCAUUCAGGCUGAGGUGACAGUGGCCCCUGGAACAGGUGUCAUGCCUCCCAGUGGUCUCCCUGUACCCCCUGCAUCUGAGUCCCUGGCACCUUCCAGCGUGGCCCCCAGCAUCACCAUCCCUGCAGUUCUCUCGGCACUGCCGGUGCCCCAGGCAGCGCAGGCUCCCACCCCCGGCGGCAGGGCCUCCAGUGCAGGCACUUUCCCCUCUGCACCCACAUCCCUGGCACCAGCCUCUGCUGUGGGCAGUGCUGUUGCCUCCGCUGCUCAGCUUCCACCUGUGCCGUCUCAGCCCGCGGCAGGCAGCUCGGCCGGGGUGGCCACGCUGACAGCCAUUCCCGCUGCCGCUCUGGGCCCCAGCCUCAUGGCACCGCCGUCCCUUGCUCUCAGCAGCAGCACCUCCACCCCGGCUCUGGCGGAAACAGUGCUGGUCAGUGCCCACGCCCUGGAUAAGACAGCUCACAGCAGCACCACUGGACUGGCUCUGCCCAUUCCUGCCACCUCGUCCUCUCCAGCCCCCGGAGCAGGAGUGUCCAGUGCUGUUUCUCAGCCUGUUGCUGCGGCUCACCCUUUGGUUCUCCCAGCAGUCAUAGCCUCUACUCCCGUACUCUCCCAGGCAGGACCCAUGUCAACACCCCUACUGCCCCAGGUACCCGGUAUCCCACCCCUGGUACAGCCUGUUGUCAGCGUGCCUGCCGUGCAGCAGACCCUGGUUCAUAGUCAGCCUCAGCCCGCUCCGCUCCCCAACCAGCCCCACACUCACUGUCCUGAGAUAGACACCGACACUCAACCCAAAGCUCCCGGGAUCGACGAUAUCAAGACUUUGGAGGAAAAGCUGCGAUCUCUCUUUAGUGAGCAUGGCUCAUCUGGAGCCCAGCAUGCCCCCGUCUCGCUGGAGACCUCACUCGCUGUGGAAACCGCGGUCACAGCAGGCCUCCCGACUGCUGCUGUUGCACCAAGCAAGCCUCUGACUUCCUCUGCCAGUACUUGCUUGCCACCGGCCAGUCUGCCAUUAGGAGCAGCUGGCUUAUCAGUUAUACCAACGGUCACUCCUGGGCAAGUUCCCACCCCAGUCAGCUCUGCGCCAGGAGUGAAACUGGAAACUCCUCCAGCAAAGCCACCUUUAACUAAGCCUCCAGUGCUGCCCGUGGGCACUGAACUUCCAGCUGGUACUCCGCCCAGUGAGCAGCUGCCACCAUUUCCGGGACCUUCACUAACUCAGCCCCCGCAGCCCCUGGGAGACCUGGACGCUCAGCUGAGAAGAACCCUCAGUCCCGAGAGUGGCGUGCUGACGUCUGCCGUUGGUCCCGUGUCUGUGGUGGCUCCAGCAGUGGUUGUGGAGACAGGAGCCCAGCUUCCGAAGGAUGUCUCUCAAGUCACAGAAGCUCCUGUCCUUGCACCCACUUCUACAGCUGGUGUUCUGAAGAUGGGGCGAUUUCAGGUUUCCGUUGCAAUGGAUGAUCCCCAGAAAGAGGGUACAAGUAAGUCAGAGGAUGUCAAGUCUGUCCACUUCGAAUCCAGCACGUCAGAGUCCUCAGUUCUGUCGAGUAGCAGCCCCGAGAGCACCGUGGUGAAGGCAGAGCCCAAUGGGCUGGCCAUCCGGGGCGCCUCUGCAGAUGUGCCGGACAGCGCCCGCCCGCUGCCCACCUCAGAAGCUGGGCAGCCUAGCAGGGUUGGCCGCUUCCAGGUGACCACCACAGCGAGCAGAGUGGGCCGCUUCUCUGUGUCCAGAACCGAAGACAAGAUGGCUGAGGUGAAGGGAGAGGAGCCAGUGGCCUCCCCUCCUUUCGUGGACUCGGAACACGACCUUCCUCCCACCGUGACGCCAAAGAAAGAGAAACCUGAACUGUCGGAGCCUUCGCAUCUGAACGGGCCGUCUUCCGACCUGGAGGCUGCCUUCCUCAGCCGGGAUGCGGAUGCCGGCUCAGGGAGCCCACACUCCCCUCCGCAGCUGAGCUCCAAGAGCCUUCCUGCCCAGAGCCUCAGUCAGAGCCUCAGCAAUUCCUUCAACUCUUCCUACAUGAGCAGUGACAAUGAGUCAGACAUUGAAGACGAGGACUUAAAGUUAGAGCUUCGCCGACUACGGGAAAAACAUCUUAAAGAGAUUCAGGACCUGCAGAGUCGCCAGAAGCAUGAAAUUGAGUCUUUAUACACCAAACUGGGCAAGGUUCCUCCCGCUGUCAUCAUUCCCCCAGCAGCCCCCCUUGCAGGGAGAAGGAGGCGACCCACCAAAAGCAAAGGGAGCAAGUCCAGUCGCAGCAGCUCUUUGGGGAAUAAAAGCCCUGGACCAGGUCAGCCGUGGACAUCCUGUACCCUGUCUGGUCAGAGUGCAGCUUCAGUCUUGCAUCCUCAGCAGACCCUCCCUGCUCCUGGCAGCAUCCCAGAGACAGGGCCCAACCAGCUGUUACAGCCCAUGAAGCCAUCUCCUUCCAGUGACAACCUGUAUUCGGCCUUCACCAGUGAUGGUGCCAUUUCAGUACCAAGCCUUUCUGCUCCAGGUCAAGGGACCAGCAGCACCAACGCCGUCGGGGGAGCCGUGAGCAGCCAGGCCGCCCCGGCUCCACCUCCUGCCGUGACGUCCAGCAGGAAGGGCACGUUCACGGAUGACCUGCACAAGCUGGUGGACAACUGGGCCCGGGACGCCAUGAGUCUCUCAGGCAGGCGGGGAAGCAAAGGACACGUGAGCUAUGAGGGCCCUGGCAUGGCAAGGAAGUUCUCCGCGCCCGGUCAGCUGUGCGUCUCCAUGACCUCAAACCUGGGCGGCUCUGCCCCCGGCUCUGCAGCGUCAGCUACCUCUCUAGGGCACUUCCCCAAGUCCAUGUGCCCCCCUCAGCAGUACGGUUUCCCUGCCCCCCCGUUUGGCACGCAGUGGAGUGGGACGGGUGGCCCGGCACCUCAGCCGCUUAGCCAGUUCCAGCCUGUGGGAACAGCCUCCUUACAGAAUUUCAACAUCAGCAACUUGCAGAAAUCCAUCAGCAACCCCCCAGGUUCCAACCUGCGGACCACGUAG
Rangifer tarandus platyrhynchus (Svalbard reindeer) is the source of this 8382-nucleotide messenger RNA. The record is from the annotation of a GenBank genome assembly. NCBI's taxonomy places the organism in Eukaryota, Metazoa, Chordata, Mammalia, Artiodactyla, Cervidae.